This is a messenger RNA of Geodia barretti, 824 nucleotides long. NCBI's taxonomy places the organism in Eukaryota, Metazoa, Porifera, Demospongiae, Tetractinellida, Geodiidae. The record is from the annotation of a GenBank genome assembly.
AAGCAGAGUUUCUGCUGGGGUAUCGUGGCCAGCUGUUGUUGCAAGGUUCCCGUGAGGAGAGAGAGUCUGGAGUGGGUCCAGGACUAUGACUACCUCAUCAACCAACUCUGCCACAUCUACAAGGCCUACUGCACCGGUCAGGGGAUGCGGGGUGAGGAGGACAGGAGACUCAAGGAAGAACUCCCGAAAGAAGUCCAACAUGAUGACGAUAUCAAAACGUACUUUGAGUGGGUACGGCAGGUGCAGACAGUGGUGUUGGCCUGGCAGGAAAGGAUUAAAGGGAAAGAACUCAACUACGACGAGAUAAUGGUCUAUGCCAACUUUCAGGGAGGAAUCCAGAGAAUUGGCGACGCCAUAAGUGCCUCCUCCAGCAUCCUGGAGCCUCAGAUACUUCAGCAGCAGAAGAACGCCUUCCUUCAGUACUUCGAGCACCUCCACAUCAUGCUGUUAAGAUAUAUACCUGGCAAACAAGAGGUCGGGUGGUGCACUCUCUCCUCGCUUCUCGCGGAGAAUGGCGUGUCCUUUCCACCUGAGGUGGCUGAAGCCAUCACCAAGUACGUGGUGAUUCCCGGAGAGCCAAAAGAAGUGGAGGGAGGAUUGCUCGAGUAUGAAAUGCGAUCGGAUACAAUGGGGACGGUUUAUACCGGGCCAACCCGUGUCUCUCAAGCUGUCCAAAAGACUGGGACUAAAGCAGUUAACGAAGCUUGUUUUUGACCUUCAGGGCUUUCUGGAGCCAAUCCUCAAUCAAAUGGAAAUGCUAGUCUUCUUCAAGCUACACAAUAGUGUCAUGUUCGAGGAAUACCAGAAGCUUUUCCUGGACAAGG